UAGGACCCAGGUUGUCGAAAAUUGCUCAGUUGCGAUCAGAGCUCGAGUCUCGCAAGCACAGCUGUCCGCCCUGCCCGCACAGUUAAGGCCACACCGGCAGCCUCACGUCCGAGCCAGCGACUAAGAAGCAGGCAAUCACGUUCGCCCGCGCCCAAUACACCCCCUAUGGAACCCGAAUAGCCGGCACGCAGAUGGCAGCGCCCUCCUACAAUCCAUACCCUGGAGACCAAGCCGAACUCACCAACAACCUGCGCCUCGAAAGGUGCCAGAAGAUGCCGACCAACGGCCACCACCAAAUGCAGCUGGGCAGCAUCGGCAGCAUCGGCGACUUGUCAUUGAGGUACAACAACAACAACGACUUCUACGGCAACGGCACUCCAGUAGGCAAUCUCGCCGUCGGCGGCCUCGGCAGCAUCAGCCCCGAGAACAACGACGGCGGUGGCAGUCUACUUGCCGACCUGCUAUACUCCCUCAGCAAAUCCACAAUAUCUGCCUCGCCCAGCCCGCCCACCAUCGAGCAUGGCAGAACCCCGAAUUGUGGGUGCGAAGACCGGCUAUCGUAUCGUUGUCAGGAAUGCAAUGAGUUGUUGUGCGAAAACUGCAUGCAGGCGCAUUAUAAGGUUCGUGUCACCAAGGAACACACUAUAAAGCGCAUCAACAUGCAGGGCUCGCUCCCCAGUCCUGGAGAUUCGCCAGAUAGUCUCAGUAGCUUGGCGCAAUCCCCACCACCAAUGGCAAUGGGAAUACCAGUAGCACCGCAGUCGCUGAUUGCAGCAAACAACCCUAACUCCACACUGAUCCAAAAGACUGAAAAAGAACUGGAACUGGUGGCCGCGAUGUCCAGUAGCAUUGAUCAAAGGAAUGCAGUAAUCAUUGCAGAAAUUCACCACGUGUUUGAAACAGCUAGUGAGCACCUCGUUAAGAGAAAGGAGACUCUUUUGGCACAAGUAAAUCGAGUGGGCCAGGCCAAGCACAGCGCACUGAACUUUCAGGCCGAUUCUCUAAGACUGCAUCUCCGCAUGUUAAACGGCUCCCCACCAACCCCAAGCUCAACUUCGCCAACGACUGCAGCACCCGUAAUCUCGAGGCCUCUGCCUUGUUUGCCGUGCGAAGACGACAUCAUAAGGUUCAGUUCGUCAGAUUUGCAGCCGCUGCUUGACUCGAUCAGCAUGUUGGGCCACGUGGCGAGUUCAGGAUGCGCCGACCUCACGGUGGCCUCUGGAGAUGGCUUGAAAAGAGGCAUUCGCGGACGACUUGCCACUUUUACUGUCAGAGUGACAGACCACCUUGGGGUACCCAGGAGGAGCGGACGGGAUUUAAUUGGUGCCAUUGUAACAGACAAAACUCAUAGGACGUCGCACGCUGAUGUCCAGGAUCAAGGCGACGGCAGCUACCUUGUCAGCUGGGUGCCUCGAAGGGAGGGUGUCCACGAGAUAUCGGUCACCCUGCGUGGCAGACCGAUACGCAAUAGUCCGUUCCAUCCCAUAGUUCGAGCUGGCCGCGACUACUUUCUCGUCGCAAAACCCUACGUUAUGAUUGGCCAGGAGGGCGAUGGCCAAGGUCAAUUUUGCAGGCCCUGGGGCGUGGCUUGUGAUAAGGAGGGACGUAUUGUCGUUGCUGAUCGCUCCAACAACAGAGUACAAGUUUUUGAGGCUGACGGAACUUUCCGACACAUGUUUGGUGAACAUGGUCCCGGUCCAGGACAUUUCGACCGGCCUGCUGGAGUUGCAGUCGACGCCCAAGGGCGAAUCAUUGUUGCAGACAAGGACAACCACCGCAUUCAGAUCUUCUCCUUUGAAGGCGUUUUCGUGCUCAAGUUUGGAGAGAAGGGAACUAAACCUGGCCAGUUUAAUUACCCUUGGGAUGUCGCGACUGAUGCUGAUUCGCGAAUCGUUGUGUCCGACACGAGGAACCACAGAGUUCAACUUUUCGACCGCCAUGGAAACUUCCUGAGCAAGUACGGCUUUGAGAGCUCCUCCAACAUGUGGAAGCACUUUGACUCACCGCGUGGGGUGUGCUGGGGGCCAAACCGCAGUGUCAUCGUUACCGACUUCAACAACCACCGGCUCGUCGUCAUAGAGCCCAGCUUCUCAAAUGCCCGCUUCAUCGGCGGCGAGGGCUCAAAUCCCAAUCAGUUCCUCAGGCCCCAGGGCGUCGCGGUGGACGAAGAGGGUCAUAUCAUUGUUGCUGACUCGCGCAACAACCGUGUGCAGAUCUUUGAGCAGAAUGGCAGUUUCCUCUGCAAGUUUGGCACUUCAGGCACCCAACCUGGAGAGCUGGACCGUCCCAGUGGCCUCUGCUUAUCGCCAAACGGAAAAAUUGUUGUGGUCGAUUUUGGCAACAACAGGAUCCAGGUAUUUUAACUUGGAAGCACACACACACACACACACACACACACACACGCACUCCAUCGUGCAACAAUUGAAAUUUGGCGACUCUUCUUUUUAUAUUUAAAGUGGAAUGAUACUGGGCAACAAUUGAAAAUUAUUUAAAUUGUUGGAUGCCUUAAACAAUUGACCGAUAAACAAUUUGUUCAACAAUUUGCAAUAAUAAAAAAAUGACCUUCCUACAAUAAAAAUUCAAAUUUUGCCAAUUUUCUCCAAAAUUUACAGUGCUUGAAUAUAUUUUCUUAGCAUAUUCCGAUUCCUCUCGUCGAGAUCUGUCCAACGGUGUAUGCCACUUAAUGGGGAAAUUCUUGGUUUUGAAAUUAAAUCGGAUUUCAAGUAAGGAGACAGCCAUUACCAUUUGAAAAGCACGGUAACUUUCCAGCCAAUUUUCUCAAAAAAUUACAGCGCUCCUUAGGUCAAUUUAGGCUCUAACUGAAUCCUAAGGGAUGAGUUUAUGCAUUGGCAACAAGCAUUUUCUAGGCUUUUCCAGUAUCAUUCCUCUUUAACACUCACAACACGCGCUAUAUCUCAUACGUUUAUGGUUACUUUUUAGCACGAAAGGAAAUUUUUGUAAUGGAACAGCAUUGUACUAUCAACUGCUGCCAUAGUUGAUGGAUGGUUUUGGAUGAAGCAUGCGAAAAUGAAUCCAAGUCAUUUCUUACUUCUUUAAUUUCUAGAUUCGUAAAAUAUUUUUAAAAGUUAACUUUUUCCUAAGUACACACAACACAUGGAGAGAGUGGUGCAAGCAACCACUCAUUUGAAAUAAUUAUGUAUUUUGUUCUGUUACCGUUUGCAGCUGAAAGCGACAAAAUUCGUUUAUAAGAAUUAAAAUUCAUUUGAUAUUGAUUUUAUUAGUGAAAACCCCUUGUCCACCACACUGUUGACGUAAAUUUUGUUAUAGAAUUGUUUCAAUUUUGAAUAUCAGCUUUGCAAGUUGGACCAGUUAAAUCUUGAUCCCGUACUUCAAAAAGUAUUUAAAAUUUGAUCGCGCAAAUUGUAAAAAAUAAUAAUACGUGAAGUUUGUUAUCAAGCACGUUGACACUGAGAGCUAGCAAACGGAAAAGAACUAAUUGGCGGCGCCAGACGGAGUCCGGCGCUUUUCACACAUUUUUAUGAGCAAUAGGUGUAACAUUUAUAAAAUUACGCAAUAGACAAAUAGUGGUCAUUGAUUAUGAUGACGUGCUAGGCUAAUAAUUUCUUAUGUGGGUUUUUAUUCACCGGUAGAUAUCCAUGAAAACAUUCGUACAAGGCAUGCAUCAACUAAUGUAAUUUUUGAAGCUUGACCACUUUGGAAUCGUUUUAGAUUAUAUUUCAUUUUAGUAAUUUGAGUCCCGUGUUAUGCUCUCAGUUAUCAAUAAUUAUUUUCACUUUGGUUCAAUCAAAUUGGAUUAUACCACAUAAGCUCAGGAUGAAAUUAUUUGUUCGUUCUUUUGUCGAUUGAAGAAAUUUCAGCAUAUGUUGUAAAUAACUAUGAUUUUAGAUUUAGACACCACUGUGCGAGGUGACAAUUAUAUUUAUUUAAUUAUAAUCAUUACCAACUGUAUUUUAGUUUAGUUACAACAAGCAAAAGCGAUGGUUGACUCGAAAUCAACUACUUUUUAUACCUUUUCACUUAAGUGUCGCAGUUCCAUUUAAGCAUUAAUUAGUCUAACUACAAGAUUCCUACUACCAUUUUUCAAUAGGGAUAAAACAUAUGAAUAUGAAAACAGGGGCCCGUGGCUUCGCAAAACACACAUAAACAAACACUCACACUGACACUCUCAUUAGCAAAAGAAAAAAAAACAACCAACGUACAAAUUUUCUGCAAACAUCGGAAAAUGUAAAAAUAUCGGUGCUCACGGAAAAAUUAUCACGUGGAUGAAAAUUUCGAUCCCGGGAUGAAACGUUAUUUUCGAUCGUUUCCUAAUUAAUUUUAUCAUUCUCCGCGCGCAUACAAACAGAAGUAUUACAUAAAUCAGGCAGUGGUCAAUUUAAAAAAUUGAUUGGUCCGGUGGAUCAAAAGCUUCGUCCCCAAAUAGGACGACUAAUUUUUUUCUACGCCGUAUUGACCGACGGUUAUACACUUGAUACAAGUUGAACAUAAAACCGUUUGUCGCAGGCCGUAGUGGGAGUCUGGUAGUUUCUUCUUGAUGAAUUUUCACUCACUCUUUCACACACUCAACAACAACAAUAAUAUUUUAAAAAAAAAAACACACACACACAUACUAUGUAGCGAAAUAGCAAAGAUAGAAAACACGAAAUCGCGCUGGAAAGAUCACUCCUGUAGGUCAUGAUUAUCGCUUUUUCAACAGAUGCGAAUCACGUGCGUGUGAAUGAUUGAACGAAUUUCGUUUUCAGCCCAGAGUUUUACAUAUAAAUGUGUUAGCAAUAAAUUAGAUGCGCAUCAUGAAUGUGAAUGCGAUUGCGAGAGAGACUGAUUGACUCUAUUUAUUAAUUACAUACAUACUUAUAAAUGUGGAUUUAAACCGAGACAGAAAGUACUUUAACAAUAUGAAAUAUUCUUAUUCUUCUGCUCUUUAAGGAAUGCUAGAGAUAUACAAAUAUAAUUUUGUUCAACUAUACUUGAAUCGCGCUUGUUGUUUUCUAUUAUAUCGAUCCAUUCCUCCGCGUAAAUCGAGAUUUCUUCUUCUUUCGUUUUUUGUAUACUUUAUGUCUUGUUUUUAAGUUAAGUGCUGACGGAGCGAUUGGACUACCUUGCAAUUGGCAUCAUGAAUAAGGCGAUUGAUAUUCCCAAGGCAGUUACGAUUCAGUUACGUUAGUUUUACUCAAAUAAAAAAUCACACGCAAGUCCAAUGCGCCACAUUAAAUUCGUAGUUAACAAAAGUAACGCUAAGCGCUUUUUAAUGACAUUACUAUGCUGUUUUCUUAAACAAAUUUCCAGAGGUAAAUAAGAAAAAACACUGACACAGACACACUUUACAGACGCUGAAACUGAUUAUUCGAACGGUGAAUCAGUGAACUAUAAGAUUAUUGAAAAUUUUGAAUUUUACCUGUACAACGAUGAUUGCUAUGAGCACUAAGAAGCAAAACGGUAAAUUAAAAAGCGGGUUGAGGGCUAGUAAAGAGAUAACAAAUAUCUUUAAUUGUAUUAGCAGUAUCCCCAAGCAGAAAUCAUUGUUGUCUUUUGUUUAAAACAAAUUGACAAAAGAUAUUGGCAAUAUUUACACAAAUGAGAAGAGUUCUUAUAUUUUUCCUAUCGAUUCUUCCAUGCAGUAUUUAAUCCAAAAGUUGUGCGAAAAGAACACUUUCUCAAUUACACAUACAUACACAAACACCGCCUGCUACAUAAUAUAUUUAAAUCGAGAACAAUUGCAAACAAUUAUUUUUCUAAAUCAUAAAUGGGCCACUGUAGAACCUUAUUUUUUGUUAUCUUUUGAAGAAAUUUUUAAUGAAAACAUUUUAUGUUCCUAAUUUGGAAACCUAAAGGGUAUAAAAUUAUUGAGGAUUUCAUAAUAUAGGAUAAAGUUUCUCGGAGAGACGAGACAAAUGCUCACAGCAAAAGUUAAUAUAUAAUUAAAACGCACGUAUGUAUAGUAGAAGACGCUAAUAAUUAUUUUAUUGUGUCAGAUUCAAGUUCCUUUCAUUAAUGAAUAAAUAAUAGUUGUUAAGGUAUAAGGUGAAUUUCAAGUAAAAGAGAAUAUAGCGACGUUACUUGAGAUGUGUGGUUACAGUUUAAUUUUUAAUCAAAGCAGUUGGCGAAUGACUUGUAAAUAUCGGAUCUAUUUAAAGUAAUAAGUUUAGAACCGCGGAUUUUCACUAUUCAGAAUUCGGCGCUCGAAAAUGUCUCAGCCAGAGUUCAGUUGUCGUUAUAAUUUCAUUUUUGAUUCUCAGGGAGCACGAUUUUCAAAAAAAGUUCGGUGCUCAAAAAAAUGGCCAUGAUUUAUUGCAACUCGAGUUAUUGACAAGAGGGUCGGAUAUUUUGUGAGGAUGCACUUCUUCUCCAAUGAAAACACAAGAACAGACAAGGGAAUAAUUGAUCAUGCUAGUAGAGCACGGCCAGGAACUCUAACUUUUGUAUUUGUCGCCUUUUUGUUCUUUUAAAAUGCCUCGAAUUGGCUCUAAAAUGUGUGUUUUUAUCACAGUGAAAGCAAACUCUUUGAAUCCGAAAUCUCGUGCUUUACCUCCAGUAAAACCACUCUCAUAAAACGUGUAGCGACAGUAUAAUUAUUUCAUUUGGCGUUUUCAUGCGUUCACCAGCAAUACACGAGGAAAUCACACGACACGGAAAAACAUAAAACUGCCGUUGCUACCAUUCGUUAGGACAAACUAACACCACGCAACUGACCGUGGUUUUUAACAAGCUUUUUGCCAAGAACAAAAAGAAAAAAAGACACGAAACAGGAAAGCAUGGACGCACGCCGAUUGCAUAUGAAGCUAAACGAUACAAUAUCUGAAAACAGAAAAAACGAACACUAGUAGCUCUAUACGUUUUAUAUGAAAUGCAUUUUUAACUGAGUCAUUUCAAGUUUUUUAAUAAAAUUUCUGUACUUUCCCCGCGCACUUUUAUCAUAAUUGAGACAAAUUCUGAGAGUAGCAUAUUUUGAUCGACCAGCCCCGGUGUAUUAUAUAAUAGACGAUCAAAAACGCGAUUAGAGCAUAUAUAUUUGUUUAGUACAAAAAUAAAAUUAUGCCAACUAGAUUUGACCAGUGAAAUAUUUACCUGCCUGCCAUCAACGCCACCCACCCCCUUCCACCUCGGACAAAUAGGGAAGCUUCGUUUUCCUAGCUUGGGAGAGCGCCCUUGAGCAAGGGCCUACUCCAAAAUUACCGUGUAAAUAACCUAGUUAACCACAGAGCAUCUGAUCUUGUUGAAUAUGAACAUUUGCCAAUUAACUCAAUUUUUAUUGGUCAGCAAAAAAACAGCUAGAGGGCUGCAGAUUAGAAGUGGAAAUUUACAAACCUGGACUCUCAAAGUUAAAGUAGAGCCGCAAUCUUCUUAGGUACAGAUUCAAAACUUCUCCGGAGACGGGGAAUCGGAAGUCAGGGGAGUAUAAUUUCCAUCAGAGCCUUAUCUGUACUGUUCCAUGUGUGCGCUCUUAAAAGCCAAAACUGCCAUAGAAAAUUUUUCGCAAUCAAAUUGAGUUGGUAGGGAAAACGGAAAUACCGCGAAAGUAGGCAAGAAGCACCCUUUGAACGCCCUUUUUUCGCUGGACCGAAUCGGCGCAGACAAAUUACGUACGUAAAAAGUGAAAUUAAAAUACCUCUUCCUAGUGCUAAACACACACACACGCAUGCAUGCAUAUACACAUACACACUACAUUGAUACAUAAAAACACAACAAUUGCAAAAUAGGAUACCUGAUAAAAACAAAAAUUUACUGUACCAAAAACUACUAAACAGCUUAAAAGCGACAACACUCUCGCCCUUAAGAAUUAAAAAUCUCUAAAGAUGUGUAUAAUUUUAUGGAAAAAAAUUUUGUCCGCGCCUGUUGGCAGAGUGAAAGUUCUAAAAUUCCCGUGAGUUUGAGUACGAGUGGAACAUUUGAUUCGCUCCUGGCAGAAAUUCCCUUUUCACGAACUGUGUCGAUAUUUGUUGACCCUUUUCUGCACUCACUUGGCAGAGCGAAGUGGAGUCAGAUUUGUUUCUUUGAAAGCUAGCGAAAAAUCGUGUUGUGAGUGAACUGCGGAGGAAUUUGAAAAAUCCCUUUAAACCGUGCAUGCAGUUUUAAUUUAGCUUUCCUUGUCUUCACGUGAAAGGCAGGAAAACUCGACUGCUUGAAAAGUGGAAUUUUGCUAAACUAUAGAGGGUGAAAUGCUGUUAUUUAAGCCCAUUGAAAAUUUAAAUCACCCUCCUAGUCUAUAAGUAAAAAAUUAACUUAUGCGAAACCGGUUUAAUACUUCCAAUGAAUACACACAUUUAGAAUGAUCGGUUGUAAUUUAGGUGUUAAAACAUUUUUUGUAUCAUCUUUCGUGUAAGUUAUUUAAAGUAAAAUCAAACUCAGCUUCACACACAAACACAUUUGAGCAAACCUCUUCAUAAUGCCACAUGUCAUUUCUAUAUAUUAUAUAUGCAGAAAUACUUCAUUUCUUUUUCUAUGAUUCUAGUUAUUAAAUCGUAUACUUAAAUGAGCUCAAAGCUGCUUUCAUUGAAUAAUUGGAACUAUACGAAGAUAAAGCAAAUUGAUGCAAUUUGUGCAAGGUGUAUACAUUAUUUUGUUACAACAAAUCGACGGUUAUUAAAAUAUAUAUUCAAAGCUCAUUUUCCACGAAUAUGAAAUGUUAAACAUGAAAAAAAACACACAUACCUACACAAAAACAAGUUAGGUGUCAAUGAUAGGAAGAUGUUGUUUCGACUCUGACGCGCUCGUUUUGAUUAUAAUUGUGUCGUUCAUCUCUAUCGAAUUGCACUUUGUAGAAAAUUUAAGCAUAGAGAUAGAGGAAUGUACAACUCUGUAAUUAAGGUACUUUGGAUGUAAACUAGAUAACGUACCUAGCGAAUAAUUGUAAUGAGUCUGCCGUCAUCAACCGUGUCAGUUCUUGAAUGUGUACAUACUAGAAACAUGAAUAAUAAAACUGAAAA
Messenger RNA from Cloeon dipterum, 8906 nucleotides. RefSeq names its product E3 ubiquitin-protein ligase TRIM71-like. Lineage: Eukaryota; Metazoa; Arthropoda; Insecta; Ephemeroptera; Baetidae. The record is from RefSeq and is a predicted model, not a curated record. Gene Ontology annotation, biological process: protein polyubiquitination; proteasome-mediated ubiquitin-dependent protein catabolic process. Gene Ontology annotation, molecular function: protein binding; ubiquitin protein ligase activity; zinc ion binding. The coding region runs from base 192 to 2363 and encodes 723 amino acids. The transcript is spliced from 11 exons.